AGGUGGACUCUGAAAGAUCUUAUGGGCUUUGCACUUCCUGUGGAGACAGUGAGAAGAACAAAGGCUGUGAAGGUGUCUUUUCUUUUCCUUGUCCCUCUAACGGCUAAAUUGUAGCCUCGAGUCUCCCCCACCCCACCUUGUAACCUUGGGGGGAGCAAAAUGAAGUGGAAAGGAAUACUGAUCGCUGCCAUCCUGCAGGCACGGCUCCCAAUUACAGAUGCUGAUGCACUAGGACUGGCAGAUCCAAGACUAUGUUACAUUUUGGACGGGAUCCUCCUAAUUUAUGCUAUUGUCAUCACAGCCUGUUUUGUAAAAACAAAGUUAAGCAAAGGCCACUCUGAACGCACAUCUCAAAACACAGAUACCAUAUAUAAUAAAUUGUCUUCUGGACGCAGAGAUGAAUAUGAUUCGCUGGGCGGUAAAAAGACAAACAAUGACAUUGAAAUGGGAGGGAAAAACCAGCACAGAAGAAAUAAACCUCAGGACAGAGUUUACAGUUCUCUACAGAGGGAUAAGAUGGGUGAAGCAUACAGUGAAAUUGGGAAGAAAGGAGAGAGGCGUCGUGGCAAAGGCAAUGAUGCAGUUUAUCAGGGUCUCAGCGCUGCCACAAAGGACACCUAUGAUGUCCUUCAAAUGCAACCAAUGCAGACUCCUUAUUAGCUGCAGUUGAUAAAAGACAAGAGGAACUAUUUCUAGUCAGAAUCCUGAUCGCCACUCAAGAUGACGGUUUCAUCUGUGCUGGAAGCACAAAAAUGAGAGCUCCUUUUCCUAACCAACUUUCAACUUUCAGAUUGUAAAAAUGUACAUAUCAACCCAUUGUAUAUGCAUACUCCAGCUCAGUUUUAAGAGCAGAAGCUAUAAUUGCUGCUUCCCUUAUGUGGGAAGAGUUAUUUGAAGCUAAAUAGGCAUACACAAAACCAAAAAUAUAAUUCUUUAUGCAACAGGUGCUUAAUUCUUUACCAUCGGGAAUUUGGAGACUGUUUGUUUGGUUUUUUUGCUGUAGAUUUGGUAUCGUCUUGUACAAUGUUUUUAUUUGUAAGAAGUAGCAAUGGAUUUGGGGCUGGGCGUAUUACAACAAGGCCUGGCUAUUGCCCUUCACCAGAUUCUACAGAGAAGCCAGAAAUAAAUGCCUCCACAGGGUGCCCUCCAGAUAUUUUGGCCCACAGGUUGCACUGGAAACAGAGUUCAUUAAUCAGCUUAAAAUCCUGAUUAAGACAGAAUCUUGAGUAGCAUUGAACAAACUAAAUUUUCAGGGCAAAUGUGGUGAUUAAGAAGUAUUUCAUGCCAACCACAUAAUCCUAUUCAUAUUUAUACAGAAUUAAGUUUCCAUGUAUGCUAGUAAAUGUAUUUGGGAUUGUAGUGUGAGAGACUAGAAAGGCUAUGCCAUCAAAACCAAUCAAUGGCAACCUUGUUAUGCUUAAUUCAGAGUACUAUUGUGAGAAAUACAUUCUAUAAAUAAAUUCUUUUGGGGGUAAUCUAUUGCCUUUUCAUAUGAACUGCUAUAUCUUCAAUGCAGAGUAUGUAUCCAUUCUGCUGCCUGUGUGUGUCUGGCAAAUUGGUCCAAAAAUAAUUCUGACGCUCAUGUUGCACCAUCAACAAAGACAGACGCGCCUACAUUGUAGAAGGAAUUCAGUUUGACACCAUUUUCACCAACAUGGCUCAGUGCUAUGGAUUCAUGGAUUUUCUAAGGGCCUUAGCCUUUCAAGGGCUUUAGCCUUCUCUGCCAAAGACUGGAGGUGCCUCACCCAACUACAGAUCCCAGGAUUCCAUAAGUUGUGUCAAACUGAAUUAAUUCUACAGUGUAGAUGCACCCAGAGAGGUGAGCUCGUUACUAUAGAAAGCAAAAACUAACCUUAAAACUCCUUUGUGAAGAACUCUCUUGAUCAUAAUGGUGUUUCCUGUUUCUGCUUGUUGUUGGAUUGGCAUCUUGCAGGGCGAGAUUGGUGCUGUAUAUGUACUAAACCAGCUAUGGCUGGAACUAGUAAUAGAGAAAGAAGCUGUUUUUUUCUGUCUUCAUGCUUACAUUCAGUCUUUCAAAAGUACACUUCUAAACCUGGAGUGACUAAGAUUUUAGUUAAAAAUGUAUUUUGUUUUAAUUGAAAUAAUUGAAACUUCAAUAUUCUGUGUAUUUUAAAUAAAAGUUAUACAGUAAUU
Messenger RNA from Anolis carolinensis (green anole), 2154 nucleotides. It is a transcript of the gene cd247, whose product is annotated as CD247 molecule. Gene Ontology annotation, molecular function: transmembrane signaling receptor activity. The transcript has 8 exons. The record is from RefSeq and is a predicted model, not a curated record. The coding region runs from base 160 to 660 and encodes 166 amino acids. Gene Ontology annotation, biological process: T cell receptor signaling pathway. NCBI's taxonomy places the organism in Eukaryota, Metazoa, Chordata, Lepidosauria, Squamata, Anolidae. Gene Ontology annotation, cellular component: alpha-beta T cell receptor complex; membrane.